Messenger RNA from Lycium barbarum (goji berry), 1425 nucleotides. RefSeq names its product polygalacturonase-like. Gene Ontology annotation, biological process: carbohydrate metabolic process. The record is from RefSeq and is a predicted model, not a curated record. The transcript is spliced from 4 exons. NCBI's taxonomy places the organism in Eukaryota, Viridiplantae, Streptophyta, Magnoliopsida, Solanales, Solanaceae. Gene Ontology annotation, molecular function: polygalacturonase activity. Bases 72 to 1265 code for a protein of 397 amino acids.
UCCACACAUCACCUUCCAAUUAACAUUUUAUCAGCCUUUUGACUUCUUGAAAAAGUAACUAGCUGAUUAUAAUGAUCAAAAUGAGUUUCUUAGUAAAAAAUCUUCCACUUUUUUUCACAAUCUUCUUCUUGUUCUUCAACUCUUCCAUUGCUGCAAAUGCAAUAUACAAUAUCCAAAACUAUGGAGCGAAAUCGAAUGGAAAAAUCGAUUCAUCCAAAGCAUUUUUGAGUGCAUGGAGUGCAGCAUGUGCAUCUACUAGCCCGGCCACCAUUUACGUGCCCAAAGGAAAUUACAUGCUUAAAAAUGCAUAUUUCCAGGGUGAAAAAUGCAAGAGCAAGGCUAUUACUUUACGUAUUGAUGGCGCUAUAUUAGCUCCAUCGGAUUAUAGUAUAAUUGGGAAUAAAGAAAAUUGGAUCAAAUUCGACAGAGUUAAUGGAGUUUCUAUCAUCGGAGGAACCUUAGAUGGACAAGGCUCUAGUCUAUGGGCUUGCAAAAACUCUGGCAACAAUUGUCCUCAAGGACCAAUGGGACUUACUUUUUCCAACUCGAGCAACAUAGAUAUCAGUGGAUUAACAUCAAAAAAUAGCCAAAUGUUCCACAUAUUGGUAGAUAAUUGUGAUAAUGUGAAGCUACAAGGAGUAAAGGUGUCUGCUCCAGGAAACAGUCCCAACACCGACGGAAUUCACGUUCAAUAUUCAUCUAGAGUUACCAUUAUGAACUCCCGUAUUGGCACCGGAGAUGAUUGUAUCUCAAUUGGCCCCGGCACCUCCAACUUGUGGAUCGAAAACAUAGCAUGUGGCCCCGGCCAUGGAAUAAGCAUUGGGAGUUUAGGCUGGGAAUUACAGGAGCCUGGAGUUCAAGAUGUUACAGUUAAAACUGUCACUUUCACAGGAACACAAAAUGGAUUGAGAGUAAAAACAUGGGCAAGAUCAAGCAAUGGAUUUGUCAAAAAUAUUAUCUUCCAGCAUAUAGUUAUGUCUAACGUUCAAAACCCUAUCAUCAUUGACCAAAAUUACUGCCCUAACAAUGAAAAUUGCCCUCACCAGGGCUCGGGUGUAAAAAUCAGUGACAUAAAGUAUCAAGACAUACACGGUACAUCGGCUACAGAAGUUGCAGUGAAAUUUGAGUGUAGCAAGAAAUAUCCAUGCAGUGGCAUAUCCCUUGAAGAUGUAAAUCUUAGCUAUAGAGAUCAACCAGCUGAAGCUUCUUGUGCUAAUGCUGGAGGAAGAGCUUCGGGUUUUCAAAAACCUAAUAGUUGCUUAUAAGUUAUAGAAUAUAGGGAUUAAAUCAACAUCUGUACUAGAAUAUCGUGGCUUUGGAUAAUGAUUUUAUAUUUGCUUAUAAGCAAGGUAGACACUAUAUUAAUGCAGAAUGUAAUCUCGGAAAUGCAGUUAUAUAUUUAACCAGGACCAGAUUUAAAAUGAA